Messenger RNA from Tetranychus urticae (two-spotted spider mite), 2029 nucleotides. RefSeq names its product N-myristoyl transferase (gene Nmt). Gene Ontology annotation, biological process: N-terminal peptidyl-glycine N-myristoylation. Gene Ontology annotation, cellular component: cytoplasm. NCBI's taxonomy places the organism in Eukaryota, Metazoa, Arthropoda, Arachnida, Trombidiformes, Tetranychidae. The record is from RefSeq and is a predicted model, not a curated record. Gene Ontology annotation, molecular function: glycylpeptide N-tetradecanoyltransferase activity.
CUUCUCUUUCUUUUCUCUCUUUUCUCUUUGCCUUCUCCCUUCUACUCACUCAGUCAAACUCCAUUUUACUGUCUCUUCAACACAAGUAACUAACCUCGUUCUCUCUCACUUUUUGUGCUCAUUUCCUUUUUAUCUUGAAUCUUUCCAUUAUCAUCAUCAUCAUCAUCGUCUCUUCUUUAUCAUCUUUCACUUCUCUCAUUGGUCGACUGGUCUCACUAAAUAAUUUUUUUCAAGCCUCACUUCAUGUGGCUACAAGACGACAAACGCUGAGUGCGCAAACGCAGUUUCCCUAUUUUGAAUCAUUUGGUUUUCGCGAAUCGCGAUACUGAUUACUCGUUUGACUGGUAUCGAGUAUUAUCGGCAAAGUAUCGAUACUUUUACUCAAAAAAAAUUAAUCGCCUAAACACUAUUUUCAUUUGGUCUUCAUUUAGUCUAUGUUUAAGAUGUCUUCAGAGGGUUUACAAACAAAUGAUAAUGGUGAUUCAACUUUAUCAUCACCAUCUGAUUCUCCUACUGUCUCAUGUGUUUCUUCAUCUUCCUCAACAGUAACAACAACAACAACAACAACAACAUCGACCACAACAGCAACAGCAACAGCUACACAAAAUGAUGCAAACUUGUGUCAACUUCAACAGUUGUGUCUUCAUGAGGAUAAACGAAAAUAUGAAUUCUGGCAAACGCAACCUGUUCCUAAACUAGACGAAGAAGUUACUUCCUCAGAGCCUAUAGAAGCAGACAAAUCUAAUGACCAAAUAAAGAAAGAGCCUUAUAGAUUACUAGAUGGAUUCAAAUGGGAUACGCUUGAUAUUGAGAAUGAUGACCAGCUCAAAGAACUUUAUACUUUAUUAAACGAGAAUUACGUGGAAGAUGAUGACAACAUGUUUAGAUUUGAUUAUUCGCCUCAAUUUCUGAAAUGGGCUCUUAAACCACCUCAUUGGGUCCAAAAUUGGCAUUGUGGAGUUAGAGUAGUCAAGAAUAAUAAACUGGUUGGUUUCAUAAGUGCAAUUCCAGCUACCAUCCAUCUCUAUGAAAAUGCAAUCAAAAUGGUUGAAAUAAAUUUCCUCUGCGUGCACAAGAAAUUGCGGUCCAAAAGAAUGGCUCCAGUUUUGAUUAGAGAAAUUACUCGACGAGUUAAUCUGCAUGGUAUUUUCCAAGCAAUUUAUACUGCUGGUGUUGUAUUACCCAAGCCUGUUGGUUCAUGCCGUUAUUGGCAUCGAUCUCUAAACCCAAAGAAAUUGAUUGAAGUCAAGUUCAGCCAUCUAACCAGAAAUAUGACAAUGGCGAGAACAAUCAAGCUUUAUAAAUUACCUGCAGAUCCCAAAUUGCCUGGACUUAGGAAGCUUCAAAAAAAAGAUAUACCAAAAGUUAAGAAAAUACUCAAUGAUUAUCUUCGCCAGUUUGCCCUAGCUCCUCAGUUCUCCAUUGAAGAGUGCACUCACUGGUUCAUGCCAAGAGAUGAAGUCGUUGAUAGUUAUGUUGUUGAAAAAGACAACCAAAUUGUAGGCUUCACAAGCUUUUAUACGUUGCCUUCAACCGUGAUGCACCAUCCAACAUAUAAAUCAAUUAAAGCUGCUUAUUCUUUUUAUAAUGUACCAUCACCAGACGUUGAUUUGCGAGAUCUUAUGCAAGAUGCAUUGAUUAUAGCAAAAAAUGCCGAUCAUGAUGUGUUCAAUGCUCUUGAUUUGAUGGAAAAUCAAAAGUUUCUAGAAAAUCUGAAAUUUGGAAAAGGUGAUGGAAGCCUUCAGUAUUACCUCUACAAUUGGAAGUGUCCUUCUAUCACGCCUGAAAAGAUUGGUCUAGUAUUACAAUGAGUAUGGAUAUAAUAAUGGUUAAAAUUAGGUUUGAUAACAUUUGUAGAAUGUCCGAGACGUCAAGAAAUUAAGUUGUCGGAAGAUAUCAACAUCAGAACUUUAUUAAAAUCGAUUUGUUGCUGAAAAAUUAAAUUAAUAUCAAUUUGGAUAUACUGUGUAAUGCUUACAGCAAUUUUAAUUUAAUCCACCGAUAAAUAAAACUCUUUUUGAAAGUUUCA